This is a messenger RNA of Mixia osmundae IAM 14324, 1005 nucleotides long. RefSeq lists its product as uncharacterized. Gene Ontology annotation, molecular function: D-amino-acid oxidase activity; FAD binding. The record is from RefSeq and is a predicted model, not a curated record. The transcript is spliced from 2 exons. Bases 1 to 1005 code for a protein of 334 amino acids. NCBI's taxonomy places the organism in Eukaryota, Fungi, Basidiomycota, Mixiomycetes, Mixiales, Mixiaceae.
AUGAUUGCUAUCGUCGGCGCAGGCGUGACAGGCUUGACGACAGCAGUCUGCUUGAUCGAGUCGGGCAGAGCGGCUGGCGAUCAGAUCAUCAUCUACGCCCGAGACUUGCCCUCUGAUGCCUACUCGACAGGGUUCGCGAGUCCGUGGGCAGGUGCCAAUUGGCGCAGUGUUGCCGCCCAUGACGAUCCCGAACGACAGCAGUACGAUCGGAUUGCCUACAAACGCUUCGAUCAGAUGGCCAAGACGCAUCCUCAUCUCGUCAUGCGUUUGCCAGGUACAGAAUACUGCAAGGACACCGAAGAGGAACGGCAUGGCGUCUGGUUCAGCACGCUCUGCCCUGGCUUCAGGAUCCUAGACCAGGGCGAGCGACCACCGGACUGUCCUUUCGCGUACACCUAUUCGACUUUCACCAUCAAUGUGCCACUCUACCUACAGUGGCUCGUCGACGAGCUCACAACAGCCGGCGUGCAGAUCAUACGACGGCACAUUGAUCGCCUCGAUAGCCUCUUCGAUGAUUGUGACACCGUCAUCAACGCUACAGGUCUGGGCGCAAAGAACUUACGCGACGUGCGCGAUGACACGGUGUAUCCUACUCGGGGACAGACAAUCCUCAUCAGAGCGCCUGCCGUCACUGCAACGACAUCGAGAGUCUACCCAGAUGGAACAACAUACGUCAUUCCCCGCACAGAUGGCCAAGUCAUCAUUGGUGGUUGCUACCAGCCUCACCGGUGGGAUCUCGACAUCGACUUUGAGCUUGCCGAGCAAAUACUCGAACGAUGCUACGCACUCGAUCCGAGCAUAGCAACACCGCCAGGCUCAGGAAAAGAGAACAUACAGAUCGUUCGGCACAACGUUGGCUUGCGUCCGAGCAGACAAAACGGCUCCCGUCUCGAGCAAGAGCGGAGGGGCCCGAAGACCAUCAUUCAUGCCUAUGGGAUCUCGAGCGCAGGCUAUCAGGCCAGCUGGGGACUCGCGGCAAGCGUGCUCAGACUGAUGCAACAAUAA